CACCAGCAUCCCAGCUUCAGUCCUUACAGCUCCUCCAUCUGCACAGCGGAGCUGGACGGACUAGCCAGAAUGUGGAGAGCUCUGCUGCUUAGGUUCUUUUUCCUCUUCAUAUGCUGUGUUAGAUGGUGCAACUCUGAGGGGUGUGAAUUGGGGCAGUUCCGCUGUGGGACAGGUCAAUGUAUACAAGGGGACUGGCACUGUGAUGGGACAUCUGACUGUGUAGAUGACUCAGAUGAACACGACUGCCGUAACAUGCGAUGACAGUCACUUCCAGUGUUUGAGUGACGGCGAGUGUAUCCCAGAUGUGUGGGUGUGUGACGAUGAGGAAGACUGUGAAGAUGGCUCAGAUGAGAGGCAGAAUUGUCCUGGCAGGACGUGCUCCAGCGAUCAGUUCACCUGCGGCAAUGGGGUGUGCAUCCCAUCACUAUACCGAUGUGACCACACGGCAGACUGCUCAGAUGGAUCUGAUGAAAGACAUUGCAAUUACUCUGAAUGUACACAACUGAGGUGCACUAAUGGGGCCUGCUAUGACCGGACACAGCGAUGUGACCACGUACUUGACUGCCGUGAUGGGUCGGAUGAGGCAAACUGCUCACAGCACUGCAAUGCGGGUCAGUUUCAGUGUCAUAAUGGACUGUGUAUUCCUCAACGCUACCUCUGUGACCACGAUGAUGACUGUGGAGACCGCAGCGAUGAGCUCAACUGCACGUAUCCCACAUGUAAAGGGAACUAUUUUACCUGCCCCAGCGGUCGCUGCAUCCACCAAGUUUGGCUUUGCGAUGGAGAAGAUGACUGCGAGGACAAUGCAGAUGAAAAAGGCUGCGAUAAUGUCCCACGGGAAUGUUACCCACGGGAAUGGCCCUGUCCAUCUUCUGGGAAAUGUAUCCCAGUGGAUAAAUUGUGUGACGGCAGAGUUGACUGUCCUGACGGAGAGGAUGAAACGAACACCACUGCUGGCCGCAACUGCAGUAUCUGGAGAUGUGCGUCCUUGAGCUGUGAGCACCACUGUCACGCUUCCCCUGAUGGAGGAACGUGUUCCUGUCCAUCCGGAUAUGUGGUCAGCAGCAAUGACAGUCGCUCGUGUGUAGAUUUUGACGACUGCUCCAUGUGGGGAGUGUGCGACCAAGUGUGUGAGGACCGAAUAGGCUCACAUCGCUGCAGCUGUCUGCAGGGCUACGUUCUGGAGCAGCACAGACACUGUAGGGCUGACAUCCAGACUGGAGUUCCUUCCUUGAUAUUUUCUAACGGCAAAGACCUGAUAAUGGGCGACAUCCACGGCAACAGUCAACAUGCUCUGAUCAGUUCGCAGAACAGAGGGAUUGCAGUCGGGGUAGACUUUCACUACAAUCUCCGUUUGAUCUUCUGGACUGAUACCAUUCAAAAUAAGGUGUUUUCUGCGCAUAUGGAUGGCUCCAACAUGCAGGUGGUUUUAGAUGUAUCAGUUGACUACCCUGAGAACUUAGCGGUGGACUGGGUGAACAAUAAACUGUAUGUAGUGGAGGCCAGCGUCAACAGGAUUGACAUGGUGGACUUUGAUGGGAGCAACCGGGUCACGCUCAUCACCGAAAACCUGGGAAACCCUAGAGGACUGGCAGUGGACCCCACCGUCGGGUAUAUGUUUUUCUCAGACUGGGAGGCAAAAAACGGACAGCCGGGCCUUGAGAGAGCUUUCAUGGACGGCACCAACCGGUACGGAGUUAUUGGGACCAAACUGGGGUGGCCGGCUGGCAUCACUCUGGACCUAGACGCCAAACGGGUCUACUGGGUUGAUAGCCGCUAUGACUACAUUGAAACUGCGACGUAUGAUGGUCUACACAGAAAAACAGUGGUACAUGGAGGCGCAGUGAUCCCACACCCCUUCAGCAUCAGUCUGUUCGAGCACAACGUCUACUUCACGGACUGGACCAAGAUGGCAGUGAUGAAAGCCAACAAGUUCACUGACAGCAGUCCUGAAGUGGUUUACAGGACACCGCAGACGCCGCAUGGAGUAGCUGUGAUACAUCAGCUGAGACAGCCCCAAGUGCCAAACCCUUGUGCUGUAGACAGAGGAGGGUGUGAGCAGAUCUGCAUUUUAAGUCACAGAAGUGACAAUGGAGGUCUUGGAUACCGCUGUAAAUGCCGUAUUGGUUAUGACCUACAUGCUGAUGGAAAACGAUGUGUGUCUGUGAGGCAGUUCCUGCUGUUCUCCAGCCAGCUGGCUGUGAGAGGGAUUCCCUUCAAUCUCUCCUCUCAGGAGGACAUCAUCUUGCCGGUGACUGGAACCCCCUCCUACUUUGUUGGAGUGGAUUUUAGCGCUGAGGAUGAUGUGAUUUUCUUCUCUGACACUGCGAAAGACAUUAUCUACAAGCAAAAUGUGGAUGGCACAGGAAGGGAGGUACUGGCAGCCAACAGAGUUGAAGGAGUAGAGGACCUGGCUUAUGACUGGAUAUCCAAAAACCUUUACUGGACCGACCCUCGGUACAGGAGCAUAUCUGUCAUGAGGCUUGCUGAUAAAUCCAGGAGAGCCAUUAUACGUAACCUGAACAACCCAAGGGCAAUUGUGGUGCAUCCAGUAAUUGGGUACAUUUUUUGGACUGACUGGUAUCGGCCAGCAAAGAUCAUGAGAGCUUGGGGCGACGGGUCACAUGCUGUGUCGAUAGUAAACACCACCUUGGGCUGGCCAAAUGGCCUUGCCAUUGAUUGGAGUGCAAUGCGUCUCUACUGGGUGGACGCUUUCUUUGACAAAAUUGAGCACAGCAACCUUGAUGGCCGCAACAGACUGUCUCUGGAUCGCAUCACCCAGAUCUCACAUCCAUUUGGGCUCACCAUUUUUGAAGGAUACGCAUAUUUUACUGACUGGCGUCUGGGUGGGAUUGUGCGUGUGCGCAAAAGUGAUGGUGGGGAGAUGGUCAUCAUCAGAAGAGGAAUCAGUCACAUCAUGCAUGUCAAGUCUUUCAACUCCAACUCUCAAAUUGGUUCCAACUUCUGCAACAGGCCCACAUAUCCCAAUGGGGACUGCAGCCACUUCUGCUUCCCAGCUCCUGGCUCUCAGAGAGUCUGUGGUUGCCCAUAUGGAAUGAAAUUGUCACUUAACCAGCAGACGUGUGUUGACGACCCCUCAAACGAACCUCCCACCCUUCAGUGCGGCGCCAACUCCUUCUCCUGCAGCAACGGCAAAUGUGUCCCAAGCAGCUACAGAUGCGAUGGUGUUGAUGACUGCCAUGACAACAGUGAUGAAAUGAGCUGUGGAGUCAACAACACCACAUGUUCCCCGUCUGCCUUCACUUGUGCCAAUCAGCGCUGCGUGCCGGUAGGAUGGCGCUGUGAUGGGCACAAUGACUGUUUGGAUGACAGCGAUGAGAUCAACUGUCCCACUAAAGUUCCUGGAACGUGUCCCGCCAAUCAGUUCACCUGUGCCAACCACAGAUGCAUCCCGCACACCUGGCGCUGUGACACGGAUAAUGACUGUGGGGACGGUUCAGAUGAGGCAGACUGCAAUGCAGGAAGUACGUGCCAUCCAGAGCAGUUUCAGUGUCCUGACCACCGAUGCAUAGAUCCCAACUAUGUUUGUGAUGGGGACAGGGACUGUGUGGACGGAGCCGAUGAGCAGGGCUGCAGUUACAACUGCACUGCGAAUGAAUUCAAGUGUGCCAAUGGUCACCAGUGUAUCAGCUCCUUCUAUCGAUGUGACGGCGUCUUCGAUUGCAGCGAUCGCUCAGAUGAGAGAAACUGUCCCACCAGACCUCCGGGGAUGUGCCACCAUGAGAGUGAGUUCCAGUGCCAGUCAGAUGGAAGCUGCGUGCCGUCUACAUGGGAGUGUGACGGCCACCCAGACUGCGAGGAUGGCAGUGACGAACACCACGCCUGCCCGCCUCGCACCUGCGCUUCCUCGCUCUUCCGCUGCGACAACGGCAACUGCGUUUUGCGCAGCUGGAUUUGUGAUGGAGACAACGAUUGCAGGGACAUGAGCGACGAAAGAGACUGCCCCACGCCACCUUUCCGAUGUCCCAGUUAUCAGUGGCAGUGCCCCGGCCACAGCCUUUGCAUUAACAUCACCACAGUGUGUGACAACACUCCCAACUGCCCAAACGGAGCCGAUGAGUCCCCUCUUUGCAAUGAGCAUUUACCAGAUCAAGAGAGCUGCUCCGACAACAAUGCCGGCUGCACACACGGUUGCAUUCAGGGCCCGUUUGGGGCGCAGUGCACAUGCCCUGUGGGUUAUCAACUCAGCAACGACUCCAAAACCUGUGUGGACAUAGAUGAGUGUAAUCCUCCGGGACUGUGCAGCCAGCACUGCUUUAAUGAAAGAGGCUCCUUCCGCUGUCACUGCCAGGAGGGUUACACUCUCGAAGCAGACCAGCGUACCUGCAAGGUCUCAGAUUCUCGACAAGCAUUCCUACUAGUUGCCAGCAGAAAUCAGAUCAUGCAAGAUGACAUAACCACCCAACCGAAUGUGAUUCGGUCUCUGAUUCGAGACGGACGCAACAUCGUGGCGCUGGAUUUCGACUCUGUCACCGACCGGGUGUUUUGGUCUGAUACAAGCCAGGAUAGAAUCUGGAGUUCUUAUAUGAAUGGCAGUGACAGAGUAGUGAUCUUCGACAGUGGAGUGACUGUGACGGAGAGCCUCGCUGUGGACUGGGUGGGCAGGAACUUGUACUGGACGGAUUAUGUGCUGGAAACCAUCGAGGUGUCUAAGCUGGACGGCACCCAUCGGGCCGUGUUACUGAGCGAGAAUAUCACCAACCCUCGAGGGCUUGUGCUGGAUCCCAGAGAAAGCGCACAUCUAAUGUUUUGGACCGACUGGGGACAGAACCCUCGCAUUGAAAAGGCCAGCAUGGAUGGGAAGCUGAGGACUAUCAUCGUCAGCAGCAAACUCUACUGGCCCAACGGUCUAACCAUAGACUAUCCAAACAAUUUGCUGUACUUCGCUGAUGCCUACUUGGAUUUUAUCGACUACUGUGAUUAUAAUGGCAAUAAUAGGAAGCAAGUUUUGGCCAGUGACUUGGUACUGCAACACCCCCACGCAAUUACCAUUUUUGAGGAUUUUGUCUAUUGGACCGACAGAUACAUCAACCGAGUGAUGCGAGCUCAUAAGUGGCAUGGGGAGAACCAGACAGCGAUGCUGUUCAACCUCCCUCAGCCUAUGGGACUAGUAGCAGUCCAUCCAACCAGACAGCCUGCAGGUGAAAAUCACUGCUUGAGGAGUCCCUGUACUCAUAUUUGCUUGCUAUCUGCUGUGGGACCAAGAUACUACUCGUGUGCUUGCCACUCCGGCUGGAUACUGGCAGAAGACCAGUUCACCUGUACCAGAGUUGAGGAUCCGUUUUUGGUGGUCGUAAGAGACAGCAUCAUCUUAGGCAUUCCCUUGAAUCCAGAGGAGAAGAGCAAUGAUGUCAUGAUUCCGGUCGCUGGUCUUCAAAAUGGUUAUGAUGUUGACUUUGAUGACACCGAACAGAUCAUAUACUGGGUGGAACAUCCAGGUGAGAUCCACAGGGUGAAGUCUGAUGGUACCAACAGAGAGGAGUUUGCUCCGGCAGCCAUCCUUGGUUCACCUGUUGGCCUGGCCUUGGACUGGAUUACCGAGAACCUGUACUACACCAAUCCAGGAGCACAAGCUAUAGAGGUUUUAAAGUUAAGAGGUGAGAUACAGUACAGGAGAACUUUGAUCACAAACGAUGGCUCUCCGACUGGCGCUGGGAGUCCUAUUGGCAUUGCGGUGGAUCCAGUUCGAGGCAAACUGUACUGGACAGACCAGGGAACGGAGAGUGGGAUCCCGGCCAAAGUGGCAUCUGCAGACAUGGACGGUCAAAACCCAGUCAUCUUGUUUACUGACAACUUGGAUCACAUUGAGUUCCUCACUGUGGACAUCCAAGAAAACAAGCUGUACUGGGCUGUGACAAGUACUGGCAAGAUUGAACGUGGGGAUCCAGACGGAAGCAACCGCAUCACCGUAGUAUCAGGCCUGUCUCACCCCUGGGGGGUAACUGUCUAUCAGAACUUCCUGUAUUUUACGGACCGUGACUUUGAGGUCAUAGAGCGAGUGGACAAGUCUACAGGCGCCAACAAGGUUGUGUUAAGAAACAACAUGGCAGGACUAAGGGCUCUGAAAGUUCAUUUUCGACAAACGUCUGCAGGUACAUCGAACGGUUGCACAAACAAUCAGGGAUCGUGUGAGCAGCUCUGUCUGCCUCGGCCACAGAGCCUUUUCACCUGCGCGUGCGCAACAGGCUUCAAACUCAAUGCAGACAAUAGAACCUGCGCGCCUUACCAGUCCUACGUUGUUAUCUCUACUCUGUCUGCCAUCAAGGGCUUCAGUUUGGAGGGGUCAGAUCACUCCGAGGCCAUGGUCCCUGUGGCUGGAAGAGGGCGUAAUGCUUUACACAUUGAUGUCCACAUGGCCUCCAGUUUCAUUUACUGGUGUGACUUCAGCAGCACUGUGGCAAUACAGAAUGGGGUCAGACGGAUAAAGCCGGAUGGCUCAGGAUUACGUAGCCUUGUAACGUCUGGAAUAGGACGCAAUGGGAUACGAGGAAUUGCUGUAGAUUGGGCUGCAGAUAAUUUAUAUUUCACCAAUGCUUUCCUGACUGAGACGUACAUUGAGGUGCUUCGCAUUAAUACAACGUACCGUCGGGUGUUGAUCAAGACCCAGGUGGACAUGCCGCGCCACCUUGUUGUGGACCCUCGAAAUAGAUUUUUGUUUUGGGCUGAUUAUGGACAGCACCCCAAAAUUGAACGAGCCCUUUUGGAUGGAACAAACCGCACAGUUUUAGUGUCUUCGGGGAUCAUCACUCCUCGAGGUCUCGCCCUGGACUGGAGAACUGGCUACAUUUACUGGGUGGAUGACUCUCUUGACAUGAUUGCCCGAAUCAACCCACAAGGAGGGGAGACUGAAAUAGUGAGGUACGGCAGUCGGUACCCCACUCCUUAUGGUAUUACGGUGUUUGAGAACAGCAUCGUUUGGGUGGAUAGAAACCUCAAGAAGGUUUUCCAAGCAAGCAAAGAGCCAGGAAGCACGGAGGCGCCUGCUGUCAUUAGGGACAACAUCAACAUGUUGAGAGAUGUUACCGUCUUCGACCAGCGAGCCCAGCCCACCAGUGCCCAAGAGCUUAACCACAACCCUUGCAUGGAGGCCAAUGGAGGCUGUGCCCAUUUCUGCUUUGCCCUCCCAGGCUCCAGUUCUGGUGCUCUGAUGAAAAAAUGCAGCUGUGCUUUUGGAGACUUGGCAGCAGACGGAGAGGAGUGCGUAGUGUCCAGAGACGACUACCUCAUAUAUACCACUGAGAGCACAGUGCGCAGCUUGCGACUUGAUCCUGAAGAUCACGCAGUGCCUUUUCCUGUCGUCAAUGUGCCUCGUACCUCAGUGGCUCUGGAUUUCGACCUCACAGACAAUAGAAUCUAUUUCACACAAAGCGUUGGUGCAGGAUCGAGCAAGAUCAGCUACAUCAGCAUAUCAUCUCCCACCUCAGCUCCUGUUGAGAUUGCAUCCGAUCUUGGAGCUCCGGAUGGAAUUGCUUAUGACUGGAUAAACAAAAGAAUUUACUACAGUGACUUUGUCAAUCAGAGCAUCAGCUCUAUAUCUGUGGAUGGUUCUCAAAGAACUGUAAUUGCCCAUGUGUCCAGGCCGAGGGCCAUCAUGCUGGAUCCCUGCAGGGGAUACAUGUAUUGGACAGACUGGGGAAUCCACGCAAAGAUUGAGCGAGCCACUUUGGGUGGAAACUUUCGAACAGAAAUUGUGAACAGCUCUCUGGUUUGGCCAAACGGUCUGACCCUGGACUAUGAAGAUGAAAGACUUUAUUGGGCAGACGCCAGCCUGCAGAAGAUUGAGCGAUCUUCUCUCACGGGAUCCAAUCGUGAGGUCAUCGUCAGCACGGCCAUCUAUCCAUUUGCCAUGACCAUGUUUGGCCAGUUCAUCUACUGGACCGACUGGAACACCCGCAGCAUCUACCGGGCCAACAAGCACGAUGGGUCGGACCAGAGAGUCAUGAUCCAGAACCUUCCGUCUCGCCCGAUGGACAUCCACGUAUUAGCCAGCAGGAAGCAGCAGCAGUGUGAUAGUCCCUGUCAGCAGUUUAAUGGUGGCUGCAGCCACAUCUGCACACCAGGACCUAACGGAGCCGAGUGCCAGUGUCCAUCAGGGGGGAACUGGUACCUGGCUGACAACAAGUAUUGUAUCCCUGAUAACGGGACUCGCUGCCAGCCCGGCCAGUUCACCUGUAUGAAUGGCCGCUGUAUUCGAGCCCUGUGGAAAUGUGACAACGACAACGACUGUGGGGAUGGAAGCGACGAGUUGGAGAGAGUCUGCGGACAUAACCGAGUCGUCAGUCGUGCUGUUCCACAGCUGCUGUCUUCCUUUAUUGCCUUGUCAGCCUUCCACACUUGCGAGCCGACAAUGUUCACGUGUGGCAAUGGCCGGUGCGUUCCCUACCACUACCGCUGUGACCACUACGACGACUGUGGAGACAAUAGCGAUGAAGUGGGCUGUCUAUUCAGACCCUGUGACCCCAAUACAGAGUUCACCUGCAACAAUGGGCGCUGCAUCGCAAAGGACUACGUUUGCAAUGGCAUUAACAACUGCUAUGACAAUGGGACCUCUGAUGAGCAAAACUGCCCGGAGAGAACCUGUCAACCAGAGCAAACAAAAUGCCAGUCCACCAACAUCUGCAUUCCACGUUCAUACUUGUGUGAUGGAGACAAUGACUGUGGAGAUAUGAGCGAUGAAAGCCCCACCCACUGUGCCUCCUCCACCUGCUCCGUGAGUGAGUUCCGCUGCUCCAGCGGCCGCUGCAUCCCCGCCCACUGGUACUGUGACGGAGGAUCUGACUGCUCCGAUGGCUCUGAUGAACCCCUCUCCUGCACCACCCUGAUCAGAACCUGCAACACAGACCAGUUCCGAUGUGACGAUGGCAGGUGCAUCGCCUUGUCUUGGAUCUGUGAUGGGGACAAUGACUGCGGGGACAUGAGUGAUGAAGACCAGAGGCACAACUGUGCCAAUCGCACGUGUUCAAGCUCGGAGUUCACUUGUGCGAACAACCAACCACCCCAAAGGAAAUGUAUUCCACGUGAUUGGGUGUGUGAUGGGGAUGCAGACUGUGCGGAUGCUCUGGACGAGCAUCAGAACUGCACACACAGAUCCUGCGGCAUCAAUGAGUUCACUUGUAGCAACGGCCUCUGCAUACGGAGCUCCUACAGGUGCGACCGGCGUAACGACUGCGGGGACAGCAGCGACGAGCAGGGCUGCACGUAUCAGCCGUGUCAACCCCACCAGUUCACCUGCCAGAACGGCCGCUGUGUGGCGCAGGAUUUCGUGUGCGAUGGUGACAACGACUGCGGGGACGAGUCUGAUGAGCUGGAGCACACGUGCCGGACGCCGGCACCCACCUGCCCCCCUGGAAGCUUCCGGUGUGAAAACGGACACUGCAUUGACCUGAGCCGCGUGUGCGACCGGAGCGAUGACUGCUCUGACAACAGCGAUGAAAAAGGAUGUGGUAUCAAUGAAUGCACUGACCCGUCCAUUCACCACUGUGAUCACAACUGCACGGACACGCCUACCAGCUUCAUUUGCACCUGUCUUCCCGGGUACCAUCUCAUGUCGGACAGGAAGACGUGUGACGACGUCGACGAGUGUUCAAAGACGCCCAGCGUGUGCAGUCAGAUCUGCGAAAACACCAUCGGCUCAUACGUGUGCAAGUGUGCCCCGGGUUACCUCAGAGAGCCGGACGGUCACACCUGCAGGCAGAACAGCAACAUCUCACCUUACCUCAUCUUCAGCAACCGCUACUAUCUGAGGAACCUUUCAACAGACGGAGAGGCCUACUCGCUCAUCCUGCAGGGCCUCACGAGCGUGGUGGCUCUGGACUUUGAUCGCGUCGACAGACGCCUCUAUUGGAUUGACGUGAGCCGCCGAGUCAUUGAGAGAAUGUCUUUCAAUGGGAGUAACAGAGAGGUGGUGGUCAAUGGAGUUCUGCACGGGGAGGGCCUUGCAGUUGACUGGGUGGCCAGGAAGCUCUACUGGGCGGACAGCUUCCUGGAUUGCCUCAAAGUGUCUGAACUAGAUGGUCGCUUUGUGAGGAAGCUGGCUGAACACUGCGUUGAUGCCAACAACACCUACUGCUUUGAAAACCCCAGAGGCAUUGUCCUGCAUCCCAAAUAUGGGUACGUGUUCUGGACAGACUGGGGAGACAAAGCGUUUAUCGGCCGUGUUGGGAUGGAUGGAACCAACAAAACUGCAGUCAUCACUUCAAAGCUGGAGUGGCCCAACGGCAUCACAAUUGACUACACCAACGACAAACUCUACUGGUCCGACGCUCAUCUGAAUUACAUCGAAUACUCUAACCUGGAUGGCCAGCACAGACACACGGUGUACGAUGGAAAUCUGCCACACCCGUUUGCACUGACAGUAUUUGAAGACACCGUCUAUUGGACGGACUGGAACACCCGCACCGUGGAGAAAGGCAACAAAUACAACGGCUCUGGUCGCCAAGUCCUUGUUAACACGACGCACAGACCAUUUGACGUCCACGUCUGCCACCCGUACAGACAGCCCAUCGUAAACAACCCCUGUGCUGUGAACAAUGGGGGCUGUUCUCAUCUGUGCUUGAUCCGUGACGGGGGGCGCGAACACACCUGUGAGUGCCCCGACCAUUUCCUGACCGUUCAGACUGGAGGUGUGAGCCGAUGCCUGCCCAUGUGCACCAGCACGCAGUACAGAUGUGCCAAUAAUGAACGUUGUGUUCCCAUCUGGUGGAAGUGUGAUGGUCAGCGCGACUGCAGAGACGGCUCAGACGAACCUUCCACCUGUCCCAUUCGUCACUGUCACCUUGGGCAGUUUCAGUGCAGCGAUGGAAACUGUACCAGUCCAUACUUUCUCUGUAACAGUAACCAGGACUGUCCCGAUGGUUCAGAUGAAGAUCCUGUGCUGUGUGCUACUCAUCAGUGUGAAAGCCAUCAGUGGCAGUGUGCAAAUAAGCGAUGCAUCCCUGAGUCGUGGCAGUGUGACGGCGAGGACGACUGUGGCGACCAUUCGGACGAAGACCCCGCCCACUGCUCUGCCAGGACGUGCCGCCCUGGACAGUUCAAAUGCCGGAACGGGCGCUGCAUCCCGCAGGCCUGGAAAUGCGACGUGGAUGAUGACUGUGGUGACAAUUCAGAUGAGCCGCUGGAGGAGUGCAUGGGACCAGCCUAUCGAUGUGACAAUCAUACGGAGUUUGACUGCAGGACGAACUACCGCUGUGUGCCUCUGUGGUCUGUUUGUAAUGGUCACAAUGACUGCAGGGACAACAGUGAUGAGCAGGACUGUGACGAAUUGACCUGCAAUCCAGACGGAGACUUCCGAUGUGACAACCACCGUUGCAUCCCGCUGAGGUGGAAGUGUGACGGGGAUGACGACUGCGGGGACAAUUCAGACGAGCGCAGCUGCGUGCCACGCUCGUGCACAGAGAGCGAGUUUCGUUGCGACAAUCUGCGCUGCAUUCCCAACCGUUGGGUCUGUGACCAUGACAACGACUGUGAGGACAACUCGGAUGAAAGGGACUGUGAGAUGCGGACCUGCCUACCUGGAUACUUCCAGUGCGGCAGCGGUCACUGCAUCGCUGAGCGCUUCAAAUGCGAUGGCAACGCCGACUGUUUGGAUUUCACAGAUGAGACGUCCUGUCCCACCCGCUUUCCCAACGGCACGUACUGCCCGCCGUUCCUGUUUGAGUGCAAGAACCACGUCUGUGUGCUGCCUCACUGGAAAUGCGAUGGAGACAACGACUGCGGAGACAACUCCGAUGAGGAGUUGCAUCUGUGCUUGGACAUCGCAUGUGAGGCUCCUUUCCGUUUCCGCUGUGACAACAACCGCUGCAUCUACAGCCAUGAGCUGUGCAACUCUGUUGAAGACUGUGGGGACGGCUCGGAUGAGAGAAAGGAGAACUGUCAAACCCCCACCCACGGACCCUGCUCAGACGAUGAGUUCAAAUGCAGCAAUGGGCUGUGCCUCCCUCUUCAGUUCGCCUGCGAUGAUUAUGACGACUGCGGGGAUGAGUCAGAUGAGCUCGGCUGUCAUCAAGGCAGUGGGCACACAUGCAGCGCCGACCUCUGUGAACACAACUGCACCGACCUGACGGGUGGAGGUUUCCUUUGCUCCUGCCGAUCUGGUUACAAACCCAGAGAGACAGAAAGACACAACUGUGAAGACGUGAACGAGUGUGAGGUGUACGGGAUGUGUCCUCAGGACUGCAGGAACACAAAGGGCAGCUACGAGUGUUUCUGUUCCGAUGGUUUUCUGUCGUUCGGAGAGCCGCACGGGACCGAGUGUGCUGCUCAAGGAAACCCACCGGUGCUGCUCCUGCCGGAUAAUGUUCGUAUCCGUCGUUUUAAUCUGUCCUCUGAGCAGUAUUCCGACUACGUGGACAACGCCGAACACAUUCAAGCCCUGGACUACCUGUGGGAUCCAGAGGGGGAGGGCCUCAGUAUUGUAUACUGGACUGUUCUUGGUCGCGGAUCCCAGUUUGGUUCCAUCAAACGUGCCUACAUGACCACGUUCAACGAUUAUGGCAACAACCCCGUGAAAGAGGCGGAUCUGAACCUGCGCUAUAUCGCCAACCCUGAUGGCAUCGCUGUGGACUGGGUCGGAGGCCACAUUUACUGGACAGAUUCAGGAACCAAUCGAAUCGAAGUGGCCAAACUGGACGGGAGGUACAGGAAGUGGUUGAUCUACUCUGACCUUGACCAGCCUGCUGCUAUAGUUGUGAAUCCAACACUGGGGAUGAUGUACUGGACGGACUGGGGAAAGAACCCCAGGAUCGAGUCGGCGUGGAUGGACGGCCAGCAGAGGAAGGUGCUGGUGAGCGAGCGGGGGCUGGGAUGGCCUACUGGGCUCGCGGUGGACUUUGUUAAUGGAAACAGAAUCUACUGGUGCGACUCCAAGGAAAACAUCAUCGAGUCGAUGAAGCCUGAUGGCACCGACAUGAAGAUAAUCCUCUCUGGAGAUAUCGGGCAUCCCUACAGUCUGGAUGUCUUUGAGGGACAUGUAUACUGGACAACUAAAGACAAGGGCGAAGUUUGGAAGAUCAACAAGUUUGGAAAAGGACAUAAAGUCAAAGUUUUAACCAUCAACCCCUGGCUGACACAAGUCCGUAUUUACCAAGAACAGCGGCACAACCGCUCAGUGCCCAACCCCUGUAAGAACGUGUGCAGUCACCUGUGCCUCCUCCGGCCGGGCGGAUACACUUGCGCCUGCCCUCAAGGCUCCUCUCAAACGGACGCCACCGAAUGCGAUGCAGCCAUUGAACCUCCUGUUCCAAUGCCCCUUGCAUGCAGAUGCAUGAAUGGUGGAACCUGCUAUACUGAUGAUGGUGAUCUGCCCAUGUGCAAAUGUCCAUAUGGUUAUUUGGGCAGCUAUUGUGAAAUGGGAAAGUUAAGAGGCGCUCCUGCUGGAACAGCUGUGGCCGUCCUGCUCGCCGUCAUCAUCAUCCUGAUAACUGGAGGUUUGGCCGUUGGAGUUUUCCUCAACUACAAGCGAACAGGAUCUUUCAUUCCCACCAUGCCCAAACUACCCAGCCUCAGCAGCCUGGUGAAGUCAGCCGAUACUGGAAACGGAGUGACUUUCCGCUCGGGCGACAACGUGGAUCUUGGACCAUCACACAUUGCGGUGUCAUUUAUUGACACGGCCAUGCAGAUGGAUGAAAGUUUUGCUGUUGAUGCUGGGAGACAGCCGAUCACUUUUGAGAACCCGCUGUAUGCCACCGCGCCUGUCACCGGAGAUCCAGCUGUCAUUCAUGCCACACAGGUGACUGUCAAUGUGAGCGGUGAACAGCUGGAGAACAACUUUGUAAACCCAGCGUACCGUGGGGACCAGAGUGCGAGCAUCGUUAACACAUCUGCUGCCAGCAGCAAACCUGUUCAGGAGUCCAAGUGGAGCUUUUUCAAGCGAAAAUUGAAGCCAAGCACCACCUUUGAGAACCCUUCUUAUUCAGAGAUGAAAGAUGAGAAGCCUGCAGAAAACAAAGAGGACUCCUCCAAUCCGGAGCCCUCUCCGUUCACGCCUCCUGCCAAACCUCCGAAGAAAGAUCGCCCCGGGACCUUCACGCCCACCGAGGACAGUUUCAAAGACACAGCGAACCUCAUUAAGGAAGACAGCGACGUAUAGCCCCUGUCUCACAGACGGGACUCAAAGAAGAAGAAAAAAACACACACACUUUGCACAGAAUUUAUUUUUUUAUGCAGCCUGUGUACAAAAAUCGUUUUAGGACGGGAGAUUCAUCUCUAUGAAACAAAAGUCUUUCGGGGCUAUGCCUUCUGACAUUUCUUAUGCCAAUACUUGUGUUGAUGUUUUUCUUUAUUUCGAUGUACAAUAUGUAUAUCUUUGCACUGAAGCUGCUGAUAGAACUGUUAAUAUGUUGUAUAUUUGUAAAUUUGAACAGUGAGAUUUUGACGGAAAUAUCUCAAAAAUAGGUAGCAGGUAGAUCAAUAUAAGCAAAGCAUAACAACUAUGGUUACAUUCAGAAUGUACAGUACUUAUAUGAUCAGAGGUUAUCAGAGAAAUAAUGAAUGUUGAGUUAUUCUUACCAAACAAAGCUGGAGAUGUAUUUACUUCUUGCAUGUUUUCAAUUUUCAGGGCUGGUAAAUUAAAAGCACAACAAAGAGAAAUUGGUCUACAACUCAUGUCGGUUCAGUUUCAUUUGCAGAUUAAGAUUUAGCUUGCAUACGUGUGCAAAGAAUAACUUAUUGUACUUAAUCACACUUAGCUGAACUCAAAUCAACCUGAUUGUUUUUAACGUUAGCUUGUACACUGCUGUGUUAUCCUGAAGGCGUUCAUAUGACUUGAGGAUGCAAAUGUUUAAAAAAAAUGAGAAGUUCCUGUUUUCUUCACAGGUUUUUUUUUUUUUUUGUAUCAUGAAGACAUAAAACUUGGAAUAAUGAGAGAAAUUUUCUGCUGCUGAAACACAAAUGAAUAAAUUUCCUAUUUUGUAACACA
Oryzias melastigma (Indian medaka) is the source of this 14935-nucleotide messenger RNA. RefSeq names its product low density lipoprotein receptor-related protein 2a (gene lrp2a). The record is from RefSeq and is a predicted model, not a curated record. Gene Ontology annotation, molecular function: protein binding; calcium ion binding. Lineage: Eukaryota; Metazoa; Chordata; Actinopteri; Beloniformes; Adrianichthyidae. The transcript is spliced from 81 exons. Bases 224 to 14107 code for a protein of 4627 amino acids.